AUGACAGCCUCAGGUAAUCGAGCACCGCCUCCCCCACGCAAACCCAGCCCACCCCCUCCAAAGGAACCAACACCACCUCCUCCCAAAGACCCGACCCCGGUACCACCCCCCAGAGACCCUACGCCGCCUCCUCCACCGAAGCCGAAGAAAGCCAAAUCAUCCAAGGAAUAUGUCAAGAUACCCAUUAUUCCAUAUAAAUCACCAGAAAAAGAUCGGACACCUCCACCGAAACAAGAGCUCCCUCCGUCUCCUCCCGAUCCACCCGAAGAACCUGUAAAGGAAGUUAUUCCCGCCCCUGAACCGGAACCAAGGAAACCCGUCUCACUUCCAACCAAGGAAAAAGAGUCUAAGCCGAAGGUUAAUCCUCCGAAGAAGAACCGAAGAGCGAAGCUUCCUAAGCGGGUGAGGAAAGAAGUCAAACCCCUUGGUGUGGCAGCGCCUAUGCCAGUCAGGCCACCGCCAUCGGAUCCUUGGGAAAUGCCUGACACUGGGCCACGAGUUGCGGACAUUGCUGUGCCUGCGUUCCCGGUACCUGCCCCCGUAGAACCACAACUCCCACCUCUUCCCGAGAUCACUGUACCUCAACCAGCCCCGAAGCCAGUCGAGGAACCCGUUCCUGAGCCCCGGAAACGACCUAUGCCCCUGCCCCAGAAGCCCGAGCCAAUCAUGUGGAGGAGACGGCCGGAAUACAAACCUAAGAAGAAAAAAUGGAGGAAGGUUGAAGCUGGUAACCCCCCUAGCAGCCCGGACCCAGCCUUGAGGGAUCCACUCGACUAUCUUGCCAAGUACUGCAUUGUCCACAAAGAACGUGUGCCACAUUACCAGCGUGUCUUCAACACCCAACUCCGGAGUACGGGGAUCAACGUUGAAGAUCGUACGUUAAGGCAAUGGAUGAACACGGCGUCUUCGGACAGGGCAGCGGGUGACCACGACAUCGACGACCAGUCGGAGACGGGAUCGAUGACCACGGAGCAGUCAUCUGGAUACGGAAGUGCAAUAGUGAGGCCAGGCGAGGUCAAUCUCGGGUUCAAGAGUGACUUGGAAGAGUUUAGUGCUACCUUUAAGACCACACCCAUGGAGGUCAAUGAAGACGACUAUGUUAGUCCGAUGAAACUGGACGAUGUCGAGGAUGGAGGCGUUAAAGGCGAUGUCAAAGAUGACGAUGUUGACAGUGGUAGAGCUGAUAGUGCCUCAAGCGACGACCCGCAGAGGAUGUUGAAAGCAAAGAUUGCAUCCUAUGGAAUCAAUGACAAGUUUGACGUCGAAGAAAAACUGGAUAGGAGCCGCUUUAUGCUUGAGAGACAAGAACAGAAGGUGGCCACUUUGAAGGAGAAAGUUUCGUACUUAGAAACUUCUCGGAACAAGGCGAUCGCAGAUAUUGCAAGAAACGAGUUUCUCGAGAUCUUCCGCUUUGACUGGGACCCAGAUGCUGCAGCAGCAGCAGAGGCGAAGAGGAAGAAGGAUAAAAAAUCAAAGAAGAAAAAGAAAGACAAAGCAUCAAAGACAUCAGGACCAAAAAGUGUGGUAAUUGAUCAAGCAGAUACAACGUCAGCUUCACCACCACUGUCAUCUUCAUCGUCAACCAAACCAAUAGAAACAGAAACAACGAAAAUUGGCAGUUUGGGAUUCCCUAUCCUGAAAAAUGGGACCGACGAGUGGGUCUUGAGCAGAAUGACCGAAAAACAGGUUGCCAUGGCCGAGACUGAUGCAGAGGUUUGCAGACUCACUGUUAGUAAACAAAUCACGGAGGAGAGACUGGAAGCAGCGAAUAAACAAAUCAAAGAACUAGAAGGUGAAAAGAAGAUGUUGGAAGAUCUUGAAACGAGGAUGAAAGAGAAUGAAUCGUCCGAUCGGAUGGCAUCCAAACCAGAGUUUAGAAGGAAACAGAGCACUCUCUUCAAUAUGAUGAACCAAGAACAGCCGUUCGAAAUCGAGACGGCCAAUGUGGAAAGUCUGUUGCAGAGAGUCAAUAGUCAUUUGAUAUCAGAAAAGGAAUGCCAAUAUGUGUAUCACGUUCUUGAUUUACCUCAGCGUCAUCGAAUCGAUUUUAAGCUCUUUACAAUCGUUGCAGCUUUGUCCGAGAAAAUAUCAAGGCUAGACCCCUUUAUCAAGAAACUGAUCAACAAGAUCAACUUUGAGGCUCUAAAUGUGAAGAUGGAUCGAGCGAAGGAGUUGUUCUAUCUCCUGGAAGAUGAAGAGGAGCAUGGUUUUCCUGGUGAGGUUCCCGUCAAGAACCUUCAGGUUGAGCUGGAGGCAGGUGGCCUCCGGAAAGAGCAUGUUGAUCUGGUGAGUUAAAAAAAAAGAAUCUGA
Messenger RNA from Lytechinus variegatus (green sea urchin), 2310 nucleotides. RefSeq lists its product as uncharacterized. NCBI's taxonomy places the organism in Eukaryota, Metazoa, Echinodermata, Echinoidea, Temnopleuroida, Toxopneustidae. The coding region runs from base 1 to 2295 and encodes 764 amino acids. The transcript is spliced from 15 exons. The record is from RefSeq and is a predicted model, not a curated record.